Helianthus annuus (common sunflower) is the source of this 1007-nucleotide messenger RNA. RefSeq names its product transcription factor MYB54. Bases 33 to 830 code for a protein of 265 amino acids. The transcript is spliced from 2 exons. Gene Ontology annotation, cellular component: nucleus. The record is from RefSeq and is a predicted model, not a curated record. NCBI's taxonomy places the organism in Eukaryota, Viridiplantae, Streptophyta, Magnoliopsida, Asterales, Asteraceae. Gene Ontology annotation, molecular function: RNA polymerase II cis-regulatory region sequence-specific DNA binding; DNA-binding transcription factor activity, RNA polymerase II-specific. Gene Ontology annotation, biological process: regulation of DNA-templated transcription.
CUUUCGUAUUAGACCAAUUUUGACAAAGUCUCAUGGAAGAUAAUGGGGCUGGCGGCUCAAGCGAUUAUGCAAGAACUUGUCCAAGAGGCCACUGGAGACCUGCCGAGGAUGAAAAGCUCCGACAGCUUGUUCAGCGAUUCGGUCCUCAAAACUGGAACUCUAUUGCGGAGAACCUUCAAGGGAGAUCAGGAAAGAGUUGCCGAUUGAGAUGGUUUAAUCAACUAGAUCCAAGAAUUAACCGAAAGCCGUUUACUGAAGAAGAAGAAGAAAGGCUUCUGGCAGCUCAUAAGAUACACGGUAACAAAUGGGCUCUUAUCUCAAGGUUAUUUCCGGGUAGAACCGAUAAUGCUGUCAAGAAUCACUGGCAUGUCAUAAUGGCAAGACAACAAAGAGAAAAAUCCAAGAUUUGCGAUAAAUCGACAAGGUACAAAGAUGGGUUACAUAGUCUUGGUAGUUUUGAUCAACACUCUAGUGCGGAAUUCUUUUUGAAAUUCAACGAUGAACAUAAAGAAAAUGUUAGUUCAUGGCCUUUGAUGAGACCUUCAAUCAUGUUAGCAGCCAAAAGAUCUUUUCCUAUGGAUUGUAUUGGAAAACAAGUAGAUCACAACAGCAAGACACAAAUUUCAAGUAGCUCGUUAGACCACUCAUUUGCAAGAAACUAUUUUGGAUAUCAAACCUACAAGAAGGUCACAUAUUCGUGCCCCUUUGGAAACUUGCAGCCUUCGGUGACCAUCACAGAGAUUGAUACGCGUGAACCCGAAGAAGUUGAAACCUUAAGCCACAAAGAUAUACCCUUCAUAGAUUUUCUUGGCGUGGGAAUAUCUUCCUGAUUGCCAAAACAUAAAUUAUCAGAUAUACACACAUUCAGGUAAAUCAAAGUAUUUAACUUAAUUUAUGGUUUCAAGCUUGUAUGUUUAUAAACGAGAAGAGUUAGAUGCACAAUAUUAAAGUAUCUGCAAGAAUUUAAUCAACUCUAUCGAAAUAAAUAAAAAUAUCAUGUUUUAUUA